Messenger RNA from Owenia fusiformis, 1698 nucleotides. Lineage: Eukaryota; Metazoa; Annelida; Polychaeta; Sabellida; Oweniidae. The record is from the annotation of a GenBank genome assembly.
CAAUAUCAAAAGAUAUUGAAGAUGUCACUAUCAGCUUAGAAAUUAAUCCUGGUUUAUCAUGGCUUCUAUAUAGUAUUCAUAUAACAGAUGGUUUAAAUUUUCCAUGAAACGAAAGGAGUUUACGGCGGGGGUAUACUAGAAAUUCACAAGAGACUAUUUAAAGAACACAUCUGCAAAUAUGGCUGACGUGGUGAAUGAAACUCUUGCCGAAAUAAACGCUAGUUUGAACGAAAGUGAGAAGAAUGCCACUGCGAAGAUACCAUCCACACCCGAGGGAAUGGCUGUGGCGUACGGCAGUCUGGUCAUAAUGGCCUUAGUACCCAUAUUUAUCGGCGCAUUCCGAUCUGUAAAGUAUCACAAGGAGCAAAAGGAAAAUGGAGAAGUAGCAGAGACAAUGUCCCAUAAAGAUGCAGCUAUGUUCCCCAUCAUUGCUAGCUGUACCCUGUUCGGACUCUACUUGUUCUUCCAGGUAUUUUCCAAAGAAUACAUCAACAUGUUGCUGUCAUCCUAUUUCUUCUUCCUGGGUAUACUUGCAUUAGCUCAUAUCACUAGUCCCCUGGUCAACAAGCUUAUCCCAGCAUCAUUCCCCAACUGUCAGUAUCAACUCCUCUUCCAAGAAACAAAGACAGAGGAGAAAGAUGGAAAGAAAACAGAAAAGAAAGAAGAUCUGAUAAAUUAUGAGUUUGAUAGAAGAGAUCUUGUAGCAUUGGUACUCUGUACUGGAGUAGGUGUCUGGUAUAUAUUGAAGAAGCACUGGAUUGCCAAUAACCUGUUUGGCUUGGCAUUUGCUGUAAAUGGAGUAGAACUUCUCCAGCUUAACACAGUCAGCACAGGUUGCAUUCUUCUAGGAGGGCUCUUCUUUUAUGAUAUAUUCUGGGUGUUUGGUACUAAUGUCAUGGUGACAGUAGCUAAAUCGUUUGAAGCUCCAAUAAAAUUGGUAUUCCCUCAAGAUCUACUAGAGAAUGGUUUAGCCGCCAAUAACUUUGCCAUGCUUGGCCUUGGGGACAUUGUAAUUCCAGGCAUCUUUAUAGCCCUCCUUCUUAGGUUUGAUAUGAGUUUAAACAAGAAUAGUAAGACAUAUUUCUACGCUAGUUUUGCUGCUUAUAUUGCUGGUCUUCUAGGCACAAUCCUUGUAAUGCACGUCUUCAAACAUGCACAGCCAGCUCUAUUGUACUUGGUGCCUGCCUGUAUAGGAGUCCCUCUCUUAGUAGCUCUCAUCAAAGGUGAACUGAAGCCAAUGUUCAGUUAUGAAGAUAAUCCUGCGAAACCAGAGGACAAAAAAGACGAGAAGAAGGAGAAAUAGAUUAUUUCAGUUUGACAUCGUGGAAUAUUUUAAUGGACCGACACACAUGAACAUGGCCUGCCUAUCGUGUAACAUCUUAAAGAGGAUGAUCUUUAACAUUGCGAAAUGCAGAAUGAUAAUUUUGAAUGGACUACUUUAAGUUGAGACCAUCUUCAGUGACUCUAUGUUGACAUUGGUAUAGCUUUUGUUCAGUGUUACUGCGUUUCCAUACUUAUUUAGGGUGCUGUAUUUUACCUUGAGUAAAGUACAAUUCUCUACGCGUAUUGGGUAUUUCUACAUCAGUAUAAGUGUUGUACUGAAUAUAAAGGUGUUCAAGAAUUUGAUUUGAAUUAGGUUUUGUUCACGUCCACCUAUUUUUGAGAAUUCUCGGUAAAUAUAUUGAGAAACAUUUUUUU